This is a messenger RNA of Apodemus sylvaticus (European woodmouse), 13040 nucleotides long. RefSeq names its product POU class 2 homeobox 1 (gene Pou2f1). The record is from RefSeq and is a predicted model, not a curated record. The transcript is spliced from 16 exons. Gene Ontology annotation, cellular component: nucleus. Bases 238 to 2508 code for a protein of 756 amino acids. Gene Ontology annotation, biological process: regulation of transcription by RNA polymerase II. Gene Ontology annotation, molecular function: RNA polymerase II cis-regulatory region sequence-specific DNA binding; DNA-binding transcription factor activity, RNA polymerase II-specific. NCBI's taxonomy places the organism in Eukaryota, Metazoa, Chordata, Mammalia, Rodentia, Muridae.
GUAGAAGAGACUAAAACUCCUCUGAGCAACUGAAGUUUCCUUAUUCAGUUGAAGAUUGCUAUGGUGUAACUGAAGUUGUAGUUUGCUUCUCUUGUUAAUCCACUUUCCACUCCUCCCACCCUUGUUCUCUUAAGAACAUAGUACAGAUUUGUUAGAAAUAGUAGUAUUUCCCCACCCCAAUCGCUACCUGUUCCUUCUUGCUUUGGACUGUCCGCACCUCCUGAAGAUUUUACAGCCAUGCUGGACUGCAGUGACUGUGUUCUAGACUCAAGAAUGAACACUCCGUCAGAAACCAAUAAAUCAUCUAUGGAGAGUGGAGAUGUCAGCACAGGCACACAAACCAAUGGCCUGGACUUUCAGAAACAGCCCGUGCCUGUUGGAGGAGCAAUCUCCACAGCCCAGGCCCAGGCUUUCCUGGGACAUCUUCACCAGGUCCAGCUAGCUGGGACAAGUCUACAGGCUGCUGCUCAGUCUUUACAUGUCCAGUCUAAAGCUAGUGAAGAGUCGGGAGAUUCGCAACAGUCGAGCCAGCCUUCUCAGCAGCCUUCAGUGCAGUCGGCCAUUCCCCAGACCCAGUUAAUGCUGGCUGGAGGACAGAUAACUGGGCUCACCCUGACCCCGGCCCAGCAACAGUUAUUACUACAGCAGGCUCAGGCCCAGGCCCAGCUCCUGGCUGCUGCAGUGCAGCAACACUCAGCCAGCCAACAGCACAGUGCUGCGGGGGCCACCAUCUCCGCCUCCGCUGCCACACCCAUGACGCAGAUCCCCCUGUCUCAGCCCAUACAGAUUGCACAGGAUCUUCAACAAUUGCAACAGCUUCAGCAGCAAAAUCUCAACUUGCAACAGUUCGUGUUGGUGCACCCAACCACCAACUUGCAACCAGCACAGUUUAUCAUCUCACAGACCCCCCAGGGCCAGCAGGGUCUCCUGCAAGCGCAAAAUCUUUUAACGCAACUACCUCAGCAAAGCCAAGCUAACCUCCUACAGCCACAGCCAAGCAUCACCCUCACAUCCCAGCCUACCACCCCAACUCGCACAAUAGCAGCAACCCCAAUCCAGACCCUUCCACAGAGCCAGACAACACCAAAGCGAAUCGACACGCCCAGCUUGGAGGAGCCCAGUGACCUGGAGGAGCUUGAGCAGUUUGCCAAGACUUUCAAACAAAGACGGAUCAAACUUGGAUUCACUCAGGGUGACGUUGGGCUCGCUAUGGGGAAAUUAUAUGGAAAUGAUUUCAGCCAAACCACCAUCUCUCGCUUUGAAGCCUUGAACCUCAGCUUUAAGAACAUGUGCAAGUUAAAGCCCCUUUUAGAGAAGUGGCUAAAUGAUGCAGAGAACCUCUCAUCUGAUUCUACAGCAUCUAGCCCAAGUGCUUUGAAUUCUCCAGGGUUGGGGGCUGAGGGCUUGAAUCGUAGGAGGAAAAAACGCACCAGCAUAGAGACCAACAUUCGCGUGGCCUUAGAGAAGAGUUUCAUGGAGAAUCAAAAGCCUACCUCGGAAGAUAUCACCUUGAUUGCGGAACAGCUCAAUAUGGAGAAGGAGGUGAUUCGUGUUUGGUUUUGUAACCGCCGCCAGAAGGAGAAAAGAAUCAACCCACCAAGCAGUGGUGGGACCAGCAGCUCACCUAUCAAAGCAAUUUUCCCCAGCCCAGCCUCAUUGGUGGCAACCACUCCAAGCCUUGUGACAAGCAGUACAGCAACCACCCUUACAGUCAACCCUGUCCUCCCCUUAACCAGUGCUGCCGUGACUAAUCUCUCUCUUACGGGCACUACAGACUCCACGUCCAACAGCACGGCCACCGUGAUUUCCACAGCACCCCCUGCUUCCUCAGCAGUCACACCCCCUUCCUUGAGUCCCUCUCCUGCCUCAGCCUCCACCUCUGAGGCCUCUAGUGCCAGUGAGACCAGCACAGCACAGACCACCUCCACGCCGCUUCCCUCCCCUCUCGGAGCCAACCAGGUGAUGGUGACAGCACCCGGCUUACAGACAGCAGCUGCCGCUGCUCUCCAAGGAGCUGCACAGUUGCCAGCAAAUGCCAGUCUUGCUGCCAUGGCUGCUGCUGCUGGACUCAGCCCAGGCCUCAUGGCACCGUCACAAUUUGCUGCUGGAGGUGCCUUACUCAGCCUCAAUCCGGGGACCCUGGGCGGCGCUCUCAGCCCGGCCCUCAUGAGCAACAGCACACUGGCAACCAUUCAAGCUCUUGCUUCUAGUGGCUCUCUUCCAAUAACGUCUCUGGAUGCGACUGGGAACCUGGUAUUUGCCAAUGCAGGAGGAGCCCCGAACAUCGUGACUGCCCCUCUGUUCCUGAAUCCUCAGAACCUCUCUCUGCUCACCAGCAACCCAGUAAGCUUGGUUUCUGCCGCUGCAGCCUCCACAGGGACCUCCACACCUACAGCCAGCCUUCAUGCCUCCUCCACCUCCACUGAGUCCAUCCAGAACUCUCUGUUCACAGUCGCCUCUGCUGCUGGGGCUGCUCCCACCACCACAGCUGCCUCCAAGGCACAGUGAGCUGGGUGCAGAGCUGGGCUGCCACAGGCUCUCCUCACUGCAGGGUGAUAGGCUGGCUGUGCCAGCUGCUGAAGAAAAUGGCACCUGUCGUCGGCUUCCUCCCACCAUGUUGUGAGGAUGAGGAAGACAUGGAGAGAAGAAAAAAUUACACAUACCAGAAAAAAAAAGAAUGCAGACAGGACAGCAUUUGCCUAAUUUUAUAAUAAAACAAUGUCUUUUCAGGAUUGCUUCAUGGAUUGGAGAACUUUCUAACCAAAAAUUUUAAAGGAAAAAAAAAAAACAGAAACAAAAAAUCAAAAACAGACAAAAAUAAGUGAAAGGACUGCUUACCAUUCCCAGCAGGCAUGGCGACGAGCUAAGGUGGGUCACCAGUCCCAGUAGAGGAAGGGGCUCUCGUUCUCGUUCUUGUUCUUGUUCUCCUUCUUUCUCUUUUUUUUUUUUUUUGUUGUCGUUAUUGUUGAUGUUUUGUUUCGUUUUUUUUUUUUUUCUUUAAAAAAAUCAUUUUUAUAGGUCUGUUGUACAGGCCAUUACGUCAUAGCAAGGUGUUUAUAAUCGUAUCAAUUGUGUUGGGGGUUCCUUUCUUAACUGGUACAAUUGUGGCAGGCCUGUAUUACUGUAUCUGUUAUUGUUUGUUUAUACAUAUAUAUAUAUAUAUAUAUUGAACAUGUUUAUCUCUUGCUCCUGGAUCCUAUUUCAGUGAGCUCCCACACUGUGGGGAGGGAGGGUUUGGGAUAAAGGGAGACUUACGUUCUUAACUUCUGGGAAUGUUCUUGCUGUUUUCCUUAGCCUUGAUGACUCUUACAGAGGUGCUAGAAAAUGAUUUCUUUUGCCACUUAUGCAAGAGGCUUGGUGCAGAAGCUGAAGGCAGUGUGUUGUGUGCAAACACUCGUGCCUCGCACACGCCCCUCCCCGUCAGGCGGUGCCUUCGGAGCACUUGUGUGUAGGAAGGCAUUCCUGCUGAGCCGGGGCUCUCACUCGCCCCGAAUCAUUGAGAGGCCUGAGGCCCAGACCCUGUGGUGCAACAGCAAUGCUUUCUUCUUCUUCCCAUGGGAAACGGCUGUGCCUGCUGCAGGACAGGGUGUGGUACUACUGCAAAGACUACUGCAGACACCGGACUUGGUGGCUCUCUUGAUUGCUUAUCUCUUAAAAAAUUGCUCCUACUGUUAGUGUUUGUUUGUUUGCUUGUUUUUUUUUUUUUUCAUUUUAUGAAAAUUUUCAUCCAAACUUCCUUUUAUUUACUUGGUCAGAAUCAAAUUGACUAUUGAAAUUGGGCAACAAUUCUCUCCCUUGUUUUCUAAAGCAAUUCUGUUGGACUGUUUUCUACUAAUUAGGUAUCCCAGACAGGUCAAUAUGAAGAGCCUGAGUUUGCCACCGUUUCCUCUAGAGAGUCACAGACUUCCUCUCCACUGAGUGGGUCACAAGUUUCUCCAAGCCUGAGAUUUCUUCAGUUCUCUGACUGACAGAGGCCCUUUCCUGGCUGGGCAAGGGAUCUGUAGAACUUCAGAGAUAUGCUGAGAAGUUCAUUCUCAGCCUCAAGUGUCUCUUGGUUUAUUAGGCCCCUUCCUAGGUAGAUCUGAUGACGACAUGCAUCUCCUCUUUGAUGUAAAAAGUGAUUUGCUCCUGUAAUUGCUUUCAGGGUGUUUCUAGACUACAUAAAUGAGCCCAUUGAAAAGGAAGAGCUUGUGAAAAUGGAUGAAGAUAGAUGAGGGUAAUUUAGAGACUAAAUUACCCCAUUUGCCCAUGGCCUAUUAUUAUACUCUCCUCUCUCUACUAGAAUUCCCACAGAUGACUGGAUCACUGCAGGGAAGCCCUAAGUCACCCUUAUUAGAGCUAAAGGUUCCCACUCGGUGUCUGAGUCCCUCCAUCAGCUCCUGGUGGGCCACACUUGGAGCUGGAGUGACCGUCCUUCUGAUUGCUUUGCUUCUGCCACAGGAAACUCGGAUUCUCUGCAGAGAAAAAUCCAGAGAGGCGAUAACAGACACAGGUGUGCACCUCUUUGUUGUUGUUCUCUAGUUGGGAGAAGGUCAUAUUAAUAUUAAAGGUCAGAAAUAUUUUGGUCCCCUUUAAUUUUUUUUUCCUUUUGGUUAUUUCCCAGAGUAUUUAAUUUUCACCCCUGAAUAAUUUCUUUUACCCUUAACUUUUCCUGAAAUCCCUCCAAAAAUCAGUGAACUGCAAGCAGGGAAACUCACAGAUGCUCACCCACCUAUUUUGUAUGGUGUGGGUGUUUUGUUUGUUUUGUUUUGUUUUUUAAACUAAGCUUGAACCAAAGUCAAUUUUUAGCAAGCUGCUGUACUAAUGGACUAGUUAUAAUGUGCAGUUCAAACACAUUGAGGAGAUAGAUGCUACUGACAAUUCUUACUCAUUUUUCUUGAUUAAUUUUAUGUGAAGUUGCUGCUUGUUUUUAAUCUUUUAUGUUGGUAAAUUGUAAUAUCCUCUGGGCAGACAUUACCUUGGUUUUAGCUAGUUUGUUGAAGUCAGCAUGUAAAUAGGAUGGCGUGUCAGUUACUACUCCCCGAACCACCAGCCUUUUCUCUCUUGUUAAUUUAAUGUUUUGUCUUGACAACACGCUAACCUUCGUCUGUGCAUGUGGUUUUAGGCCUGUCAAUACUGUUUCUGCCCCGAGCAGAGAGUCUCUCCCUUGGGAGUGAGGAGGUUAGGAAGAAGAAUUCAGGGAGAGAAAUACUGAUUACCUACCAGACAGUUUAGAAGUUACAGCAUUAAUUUCCAGAAUUGCUACCAAAGGAAGUAGAGAGUCCCAAGGGGCUCUGGCCCAGGGAUUAAGGAGGGCAGAGAGACUGCUUUGUCCUGUGUGGCUAAAAGAAUCUUUGUUCCAAAUAAGAGUCCCCUACAGACUUUGAUUUUAAAAAUGAUACUAGGUUUUCCAUUUUCAUCAGCACCUCCUCUGUCUGUAGUCUCUAGUGGGGUUGAAAAAGCGUUGCUGCCCUUUUUCUGUAGUUCAUUUUUGAGGAUAGACUUUAAAACCAGCAUAAAUACUGUAUUGAGAAGAAAAGGAUCUUUAGAUAAAGAUAACUUUAAUUUUUUUUCCUCCCCUUUUUCAUGUCUUUAAUUGUAAAAUGAAAGGACUUUAUACAUAUGUAUACAUGAAACACUACUAAAGCUUUCUGGUGGGUGUUCAGGCUAAAAUACCUUCUGUCACCCCCUCUAAAUGUUCUGUUAAUCCUACUGUAUACAAACCCUUGGCUAGUUUUUACUUGAUAACAUUUUUUUUUAAUGAUCUCGAAUGCUUUUUGAACUGACAGUUGUCUUCUAAGGCAAAGUACUCAGACUUAAAACAUUCAGCUGCCUUUUAUGAGAAAGUGUAGAAACUAAAGGGGUCAUUUGACUAAAAGACAUAUACAAUUGAGUUUCUGCAUUUCCUGAAUAAACACCAAAUAGGUUGUUACAACCUGUUAUUUCAUUCUUUUUUUCUUCCCCUUGAUAUUUAUGCUUGCUUUAUUUCAUCCCUCAAUUUAGUUAACACAUAGUAAGCCAAAGACUAAUUUUAAAUGCAUUUUUGGGGAUAUUAUAUUUGCCUGUGAUAAUGGGCCCUCCCUAGAGAGUAGUGAAUGUAAUUGUUUAAUCCUGUUUAAGCAAUGCAGUUUGGCAUAAACUUUAUUUAUUUCCUAUGUAAAUCUAAAUGACAACAGAAAAAUCUAUAAGGCUUCUCACAAGCAGUAUUGCUGUUCUAGGAAUAGUAAAGCCUGUUGCCUUGAAUGUCUCUGAGGCCCUGGAGGAGGCUCCAUACAGUGAGGAAACACUGCUCCUGGCUCUUUACUUGCUGUUACCUGUUGUCGGGAAGGUCAGCACCAUCCUGUUUAUAUAACUUGUUACUCCAAAGGAACCAAAGGAAUCCGGCUUUCAUCUUGUGUAGGACCAGCCUCUUUAUAUUUCAUAAGCUUCAUUAGAAAGCUUUAAAGGGACAUCAGUUAGAAGGCUUUAGGUGUGGUCAUCUUGCCAACAUGGUCUACAUUGUCAUUCAUUUGUUUUAGGGAAAAAGCACAAUUAUACCUCUAAUGCUAUUUGUCUAUUAUCUAUCCUUCAAUUAUUAGAAAGAUAGGGGAAAUAAUCUCUUCACUAUCCAGAAGCACAGGUUUUUGCUUGACAAUAUUUCAGUUUAACUCAUUAAUUAACAUUUAACUUGCUGGAAAUGCCAGGUACAUUUGUAAAUAUAGGGAUAUUAUGUAAGGAAAAAAUACUAUAGAUCCUAGUCUGAAGUUCUUCUUAAGCCAUGUCAUCCUCACAGAUCUUUCUUGACCAAGAGAGAAUAAGGUCAUUGAAAGCAGAGAGACAUCUAUUCUAAGCCUGAGCACAUGGUAAGACAGAAGGAAGGGCCUCGGCGACUCAGUGAGAGAGCUCAGACCAAACCUUACAUUGGCUUCUGAAGGUGACGACCAUAACGUGUACUUAUUCCUCAAACUCUGUGAGAACUGUCAACAUUUAAGACUACCAGUACUAAUAUAAGGAAAAUACUUAAAAGACCUGAAACCCAUAAUUAGACAAGUGGGUAGAAGUUGAUGUAAUAAUUUAUUUAUAACUGUUAUGAAUUCACUUUCACUUGUAAGUAUGAACAGUAUGUACCAUGCUCGAAGAGAUUAAUGACUAUUUUGAAGUCAUUUUCAGAUACUUGUAAAAAUAAGACUUUCCUAAUAAUUUUAUUUUGAGGAAGAAAAAUAAUUCUUUGCCAUUCCUCUGAGAAAAAGACACUGUUCCACGGGUUUGCAUGGAUUGCACACCCAAGCAUAAAUAGAAAAGACAGAAAUAAGUUAACUUUGAUUAAAGGUUGGUGGAAUACUCUGGCUCGCCCUCUUCUUCACCUGUGGAGAUUAAGUAUAAGGUUCCACCAGGGCAGGUGAGCCUCUUCCUCAUAAUCGUCCAUGUCAUACCUGGUGUAGGCAAUAGGAUUUGAGAACUAGGGUUUCUUCCGACCAUCAUUCUAUUCACAAACCAUAAACCAAUUCUUUAGUUUGACUCUUCUGCUCUUGGCCUUUGCUGGAAGCAGGAAGCUUGAGUGUAUCACGUGUCAUUCAGUGAUCUGGCUCUCUCUGCCUCUUUCCCUUCCCCUUUUCCUUUGAUGGUGGUACCUUAAUCUGUGAGAAUAAUGCUCGUGGGGAACAGCUUCUGGCACCUUCAUAAAAUACCUCAGCAUAGCUUAGCAUUGUUACAGAACUGGUUUUAGACUAAAAAACCAAAUAAGUAUAAGAAAAAAAAUCUUUAUAAAUAGUGGAAAUAAUUCUAGCUGUAGUAUUUAGUUGAAUUAAUGUUUAUUAUGAUUGAUGCUGUAUGUAUUUGGGAUCCUGUUUAUAGAGUUAGGGAGGGUUGGGUUGGGAGAAAGGAGAAAUUGAUUAUGUUAGAAGGAAAAUAUUGCUUGUGUGUAUUUGUUUUUCUUUAUAUCUGUCUUGCCAAAGGAAACUUGAUACUCCCUAUGAAUGGGUUGAGGGCUCAAGGCCGCUCUAUGAUCUGAUAUGCAGCACAGUUUGCAGACCUGGGCAAUGAUAUGUGGGGUGUCCGGUAGGUUCAGAGUACCCAGGGGCAGGUAUACAACCCUUCCUGUCUAUGGCUCGUGCCCUUGCCCCCAGACCUGCCAGGCUUUCCUGGUGAUCAUUACCUCUGUACAUAGCUAACACUUAGGCAAAGGAGGAGUGUGCUCGUGUCCAGGUGUGCAGAUGAGAAGAGACAGAGAUAGCUGUGAGCCCAAGGAGUGGAGCGGUGAGUGAUGUAUCCUGAUCUAGGAAAAUUAAAGUGAAACGAGUUGUCUUUUGUCAUGUUAGUGAAUGCUGUGCUAGUAGUAGCCCAACAUUUUUUAAAACUUUAUUUCCUUUUCUUAUACCAAGGAUAAUUUUGUCUAGACCAAAAACACAAACAAAAGAAAACCAAGCCAAGGAGUUAAAAGCUAACCCCCCUACCCUUGGCACCUGUACUAAGGUGGGGCUUUUAAGGACUGGGUGAUGAGGUGGAAGAAGAGUUGUUCUUUCUUAUGGGAAAUGGGAAUGAGAAAAUAUGUUGGUUUAGGAAAAAAUUAAAAACCUUUCUGCCAUCAUUCUGGGACAGACUUUCUUGGCUCCCUGAGUUCUGAUGUAAACUAUAUCUCAAGAACUAAUUUUUUUAACAUGUCCCAUCUCACAGAACUUGAGUGGGAUUUGAUUUUGAUACCAAAGACACUGCUAUACAUACCACUGCUUCCCCUUCAGCUCUCCAGACACCCAGAGGCGACCAAGCAAACGUCAGGCCGGACAGCUCCGUCUCGGCUCGGUGCUCCCCAUCGGCUUCACCCUUUCCUCACUUAGGGAAGAUGUCUUUUUUGUUUGUUUGUUUUUGUUUUUUUUUGUUACUCUGACUUUGGGAAGAGAUUGGUUUUGUUCCUCCUGCUGCUCUGUGAAGAUUGGUAGAAUUGUUCAGAAUAGCAUUGAUGCUAUUGCUGAGAAACUUGGUAAUACAAAAAAUAGUAGUAGAACUUUUAUUUACCUUUAUCUAGUUCAUAUAAAUAAAACUAGCCCAUCCAACCUGUUAGAAUAACAGUCAGGAUUUAGUUAUGAAGAGCAGACUACAGCCAAAUGAUGCUUCCUUAUUCUCCUGUGGAGCUGUUUUGCUCCAUGUUUCAGGAUAUGGCUGCUGGGAGGUUAAGCUCACUGUGUAGGCAUACUUUUAUAAACACAGACAAGGAGCGAGGGAGGACCAGCAGCCAUGAUCAGCUUGCUAAACUUUAUGAGAGCUUUACUCGUUAUCAUCCUGACAUUAUGUAAAGUAGCGUUAGUGCUGUGUGUUUUUCCUCAGCCUUAGGUAGGUUUGUGUGGUAAUAGGGAUAUUGAAGAUGAGACAAAUGCUGUGGGAACCGUGUGCAUCAGGAACACCAUUCAGCUGGGAAAGAGACACUCCCGGGUUCAGGGAGGGAAACAGUUUAUGAUCCUUCUGCAUCCCUGAGUCUGCCCACGCUACAGGGCUCUAGCACCCUUGCCCCAUUCUGGUUCAAAUCCAGAAUACUAUCAGAAAGUUAAGAAAGCCAAACUAAUGUACUGGGGGAGGGGAAGGGCUGAAGUCUGCCGCAGUUUUCCCGGGUUUUCUUUAUGUGCUCAUCACUGCAGCAGCCACAACCUCAACAGAGCCGCUUGAAGCUUCUUUCCUAAGUUGGCAGUGGUAUUGAUCUCUAUCACUACAUCCCCAGGCCUGCAGGCAGCUGGUGGCAGUGCACUUUCGACAGGGCAGCAUCUGCGUGGGAGCUCCUUAUGUAAUCUUGUUAGAGAAAAAUGGACAGAGUCAAUGCCCAUCCAGCCCAGAGAGUGUCUGGGGUCUAAGAAUCACAGGAGGAAACAAAUACAUGUCCCCACACUGGUGCGACCAUGCUCUAAGGAGCACUGUGCUAGGCUGGCUCUAAGGAGCACUGUGCUAGGCUGGUGGGGGACGGGACAUGUGUCUUGGGUUCCAUCCCUGCCUGAGUCUGCAGAAGGCAUGUGCUUUGUAAGAGUGACAUGAGCUAGUUAGUGCUAGCCUGGUUAGUUUAAAGUUGCCAACAGUGUGGGAGCAUGGUAGUGUGCCCAUCAAGACUCUGACCAUAUUACAGCAUUGACUGUCUACAUACAAUAUAACUUCCCACUCCUUACCUCUGCUGCCACGGGAAUGUGUGCGUCACUCAGUCUACAGGAGGGCUCACUGAGGGAAGUGCCCUGGCCCAGAGUGGCCCUCAGCCAUUGCUCGCCUCUGUGGUAGUGAAGGCUAGGUGAGUAAGAGUGGGGUCUGCCCACCAUCUGUCCAGGAGCUGUUUUAUACCUCAUUUCUAACUCUGACUAAGUAACUUCCUCUCAACCCUACAGAGUUGCCAAGUCUGCCCUCCCUCUUCUCAGCAACGUUAAACUCUGGCCUAUAGCAUCAUAAGACCUGUCUGUCGCCUGGGGUGGGACUCCCCCUCCCCCACCCCACCCCAAAGCCUCUGAAUGUGUCUGCUUUUAGGCUACUACAGACCCGAGGGCAAAUUGCAAUCUCCUGUUUGCUUUUAUUGCUAGGGCUCGUCACAGGUCUCUCACCAGGUUCUGCACCACCUUGCCUUCAAGGACUGCCAGCGCUCCUCCCCCACUGCCCCCGCAUUUCUAACUGCUGAAUAUCUAUCAGCUUCUGACCUUGCUUUUCCCUAGUGGAGUCAAGGCUGACCUCUCCCCUCUGAAGCCUUGGGUUUCUGCUCACUGCCAAGACUUGGUACAAAGGACACAAAUGUUCAUUUAAGCUGACCUAAGCUACACAUUUUCCUUGUUUCCUGUGUGACAUGACCAAAAAAAAUCCAAAUAUUUAAGUUUAUUAUUAAUAUAUUAUAAUAAUAAUUAUUAUUUGACAAUCUUGUAUCCGAUGGGCUUUCUGGAAGCUGCUUCUCCGGCCCUUUCAACGUUUUCUUUGAAUGUAGUUCUUAACUUGCAAUUCCCACCCCCAAAGUUGGGGGGAAAUAAAGCUUAGCCAGGUCAGGUCAUAAUACUGCUGCUGUAAGCCAGGGGAGGGAGGUUUCUUUGUUCUGUUUUGUUUUUCCAUUUCCAGCCAAAACCAAAGAUUUCUUAAUGAUUGUAUAAACUCAAAACAAACAAAAAAACCAAAGAAAAGGGAAGUCUUCGGCCUCAAUCCAGUCUGUGGCAUCCUGGCGCUUGGAGGCAUGCCAAAGGGUGGGUGGGGACACCUGGCAGCUCACAGGGCACGCACGUCUUGUCUAAGUUAAGGGAUUCAUUCAGACGCGUGCUCGGAGUUUUGGCCCUUGCUUGAUUGUGAGCAGAGCGUGCAUGAAAGAAAUUGGAACAUCAGAUUUUUCAAAACGAAAGCCAAAGUCCUAUCACCACAACUCAUGUGACAGCAGCCAGGGUCGCCACCAGAGCUUAGCACAGCGCCCGAGCUGGGAGCUGCUACCAGGUGGCCAUGGACUCCACAGAGUGGGAGGCUGAAGUGCUGGGCAGGAUUGGCUGCUCUGCUGGGUGCUUUCACCUUUGGGGCAGGGUCUCCACCCAAGGGCCCUUCUGAGUUCUGAGCCUUCUUUCUCUUUUCUGUUACCGGAACUGCUUGGAAGUGGCUGUCCUGUUUGUGAGGAAACAUGCAGAACAAUUAUCGAACUUUUCUCUAUCUUGUCUCUAGUUUUGUUUCCUUUUUGCAGCACCACUGUGCGACUAUGCAUUUCAUAACCUGUGUGCUAGGUAGAUGCCUGUGACUUUUUAACUUGGGGGGUGGGUGGGUUAGGGGUUGCAAAUGAAGGAAAUUUUUACGUGGAUCUUUUUAAUCUCAGUUGAUUGGGGGAGGGGGGGUUGGUUCUAGGGUCAUACAAGCUCUAUCCCAAAGCAAAAUCCAAAUGUUAAUAAUACUAGCCUGAUGCAGAUACCAAAGACAAUUUCUUUCCUGCAGAACCUUAGACUUGUGUAUUAAGUACGAUUACCCAGCACUUGCAUUAGUCUAACCUCAGUAAUUCCAAAGCUUAGAUGUAUAUUUUGGUAUAUUUCCAGGAUAUUAAAAAAAAAUGUCGUUUAACUUGUUUGUUUCAGUGUAAUGCUCUUAAAGUCAUCGCAUGAAAUAACUGCGCUGUCCUAUUCUUGGUAGUUUGAAAUAAUAGUAUUUUUGUAUGUUUCGGGUGUGUCUGUCUGUAUUAACAUAACAGUUUUCACUGCCUAGGUGUUCAUAAUAAAAAUGAAAGGUUCCGAGUGUACAGGCUGUUCAGUAAUAAUCUCCACCAGUGUCCAUGUGAGUCUGGAGUCAGUGGGACUGCCCAGCUGGGCUCUGGUGUUAAAGAGACGGUGAUGGUGUUUUUCUAAAGAUGUUUGCUUCUGUCUUUAAAUAUCUUAACUUCCCCACUUGUUUUUUCCUACUUUUUUUAAUUGAUAUUGAUUCAGGGGUGUUUUUCCACUGUUGUCAAGGGAGGAACACAAGGGAACUGGCACCUUGGCCUCCCAAAAUAUGUUAUUUUAUGUAUUUUAAAAUGUGAGUUUUGAGUUCUUCUUUGUGGAAACUUACAACAUGAUGUACACGAUUCUUUCCAGAACUGCCCGGCAGCUUCAACGAGGCAGCAGCAAUCCUGGGUGGUUUAGUGGGUGUCCUGACAUUUCUCCUUAAGAUGGCUUUGCAGUCUGGGUGGCUAUUGUGUAGCCUCACUGCCCCAGAGCGUGUGUAGCCAUUUCUCCUUCAAUGGGGAUAUUUUAUAAGAUUCAGCUGAUAACUCGGAGCACUGGCCCUUGUUAUUUGUGCCCCUGGGAAAUGUGUUUUUCUUGGUUUGGAAAACCUGAAACCCAAACACUUCUACUUACUGGGAUUAGCUGAUAGCUCCUGAGGCCUGGGGAAGUGGUGACUGUGAGCGGUGCUGUCUCUUUAAAAGUGCCCUUUAUGUGAUCCCCCCCCCGGGGGGGGGGGGCUGCCAGAGGGGCUAGGGCUUGGGGAGAGAUUGUGUGGGUGCCAGUGAAUCAGAAUGAAAUGGUGGGUUUUAUGUAGAUGCAUUUGUCUGCUGUAAUUUUUUAUAUAUAUUAAACUUACUGUAACUGUACAGUUCCAAUUUCUGUUGUAAAACAUUAAACCAUUUUCCAAGUGUU